AUGUUGCAGGUUCGUCAAAAACUGGCUGGCCUCCAGCAAGAUAUUGCGGGGUUGUCGCAUGCCGUCAGAGGAGAAAUCGAGCAUCCGCAAAUGGAUACGUGGGAAGCAAAUACCCUCACCCGACUCAUCGACGUUAUCCACCACUGCAACUAUCGUACUCUUCCUCCUCUCAGAUGGCCCGAAGGCCACGAACUCGAUGAUUCCGAUUUCGCUUAUUGCACCGUCGCUCGUCGGAUUGAAAGGAGAAUGCUGUACCAGCUCGGACUAGGUAACGCUUACUAUGACAGGUUGCGCCAUUACGCCGAGGUCGUUGCGUUUCGAAGCUCGAGCCCGUUCAUGACAGAGACUGCUUUCGCCCAUUGGCUGGUUGAAGAGAAGUGCAACCGACCGGGAAAGUAUGGGUUCUGGGGCUUCCUUUAUCCCAUCUGUUAUGGCCGUACCGUGGAGCAAAGUGCAGCUAUGCGGGCUUGA
Messenger RNA from Penicillium argentinense, 471 nucleotides. RefSeq lists its product as uncharacterized. NCBI's taxonomy places the organism in Eukaryota, Fungi, Ascomycota, Eurotiomycetes, Eurotiales, Aspergillaceae. The transcript is spliced from 2 exons. The record is from RefSeq and is a predicted model, not a curated record. The coding region runs from base 1 to 471 and encodes 156 amino acids.